GCGUCCGCGGCGAGCAGCAUGGAGGUGACAGACCGCAUCGCGUCCCUGGAGCAGCGCGUCCAGAUGCAGGAGGACGACAUCCAGCUGCUCAAGUCAGCUCUGGCCGACGUGGUCCGGCGGCUCAACGUCACCGAGGAGCAGCAGGCCGUCCUUAACAGGAAAGGCCCGACCAAAGCAAGACCACUGGUGCAGACCCUGCCUCUACGAACCACCGUCAGCAAUGGCACCGUGUUACCAAAGAAGCCAUCUGGCUCCCUGCCCUCGCCCUCUGGGGCCAGGAAGGAGACGAGUACCCCAGCCACCAAAAGAUUAAACAGGUCCGUGAGCCUUCUCAGUGCAUGCAAACUGAAUAGAUCGUCACCCAGCUCCAUCAAACGGACCAGCUCUUCUGAACGUGUCUCCCCUGGGGGCCGGAGGGAGAGCUACGGGGACCCCAAAGGAAACCGCAAUCGGACGGGCUCCACCAGCAGUUCUUCCAGCGGCAAGAAGAACAGUGAGAGCAAACCCAAGGAGCCUGUGUUCAGUUCAGAGGAAGGCUAUGUGAAGAUGUUCCUUCGCGGACGCCCUGUCGCCAUGUACAUGCCCCGAGACCAGGUGGAUUCUUACAAUCUGGAAGCAAAAGUGGACCUUCCCACCAAGCGCCUGAGACUGGAGUGGGUCUAUGGCUACAGGGGCCGAGACUGUCGCAACAACCUGUACCUGCUCCCGACGGGCGAGACGGUGUACUUCAUCGCUUCGGUGGUGGUGCUCUACAACGUGGAGGAACAGCUGCAGCGUCACUACACCGGCCACAACGAUGACGUCAAGUGCCUAGCAGUUCAUCCUGACAAGAUCACCAUAGCAACAGGACAAGUCGCUGGUACUUCUAAGGACGGCAAACAAUUGCCCCCACAUGUGCGCAUCUGGGACUCCGUGUCAUUGAAUACACUGCAUGUCCUUGGAAUCGGGUUCUUCGACAGAGCUGUCAGCUGUAUCGCGUUCUCCAAGUCUAAUGGCGGCAGCAACCUGUGUGCGGUGGACGACUCCAAUGACCACGUGCUGUCCGUGUGGGACUGGCAGAAGGAGGGACGGCUGGCCGAUGUGAAGUGUUCGAACGAAGCCGUGUUUGCUGCAGAUUUCCACCCCACAGACACCAACAUAAUCGUCACCUGCGGGAAGUCCCACCUCUACUUCUGGACGUUAGAGGGGAGCUCCCUUAUCAAGAAGCAGGGGCUCUUCGAGAAACAAGAAAAGCCAAAGUUCGUGCUGUGCGUGACUUUCUCUGAGAAUGGCGACACCAUUACCGGGGACUCAAGCGGCAACAUCUUAGUCUGGGGAAAAGGUACAAAUCGGAUCAGCUACGCCGUGCCGGGGGCCCACGAGGGAGGUAUUUUUGCACUUUGUAUGUUGAGGGAUGGCACACUGGUGUCGGGAGGCGGAAAAGACCGAAAACUCAUCUCUUGGAACGGAAACUAUCAAAAACUUCACAAGACCGAGAUUCCGGAGCAGUAUGGCCCCAUCCGGACAGUGGCUGAGGGCAAAGGGGACAUGAUCUUGAUCGGCACAACUCGGAACUUCGUCCUCCAGGGCACUCUGACCGGGGACUUCGCGCCCAUCACUCAGGGCCACACCGACGAGCUCUGGGGACUAGCCGUCCACGCGUCCAAGCCGCAAUUCUUGACCUGUGGCCAUGACAGGCACGCCACCCUGUGGGACGCGGUUGGCCACCGGCCCAUCUGGGACAAAGUCAUCGAGGAUCCAGCUCAGUCUUCUGGUUUUCAUCCUUCAGGGUCUGUGGUUGCAGUUGGAACACUGACUGGCAGGUGGUUCGUGUUUGACACAGAAACAAAGGACCUGGUUACCGUUCACACGGAUGGAAACGAACAGCUGUCUGUGAUGCGCUACUCACCAGACGGGAACUUCCUGGCCAUCGGCUCCCACGACAACUGUAUCUACAUCUACGGAGUCAGUGACGCUGGAAGGAAGUACACACGAGUGGGCAAAUGCUCGGGUCAUUCCAGCUUCAUCACUCACCUGGACUGGUCUUCAAACUCGCAGUUCCUCGUGUCGAAUUCCGGGGACUACGAAAUCCUCUACUGGGUCCCCUCUGCUUGCAAGCAGGUGGUGAGUGUGGAGACAACGAGGGACAUCGAAUGGGCCACGCACACCUGCACGCUGGGCUUCUGUGUGUUUGGAGUGUGGCCAGAAGGCUCUGACGGGACCGACAUCAACGCCGUGUGCCGGGCCAGCGAGAAGAAGCUCCUCGCCACGGGUGACGACUUCGGCAAAGUGCACCUCUUCUCCUACCCCUGCUCCCAGUUCAGGGCACCAAGCCACGUGUACAGCGGCCACAGCAGCCACGUCACCAAUGUGGAUUUCCUGCACGGUGACAGCCAUCUCAUCUCCACAGGCGGCAAGGACACCAGCAUCAUGCAGUGGAGGGUCAUCUAG
This is a messenger RNA of Elephantulus edwardii (Cape elephant shrew), 2430 nucleotides long. RefSeq names its product echinoderm microtubule associated protein like 1 (gene EML1). Lineage: Eukaryota; Metazoa; Chordata; Mammalia; Macroscelidea; Macroscelididae. Gene Ontology annotation, cellular component: mitotic spindle. Gene Ontology annotation, molecular function: microtubule binding. The record is from RefSeq and is a predicted model, not a curated record. The coding region runs from base 19 to 2430 and encodes 803 amino acids. The transcript is spliced from 22 exons. Gene Ontology annotation, biological process: microtubule cytoskeleton organization.